Molecule: messenger RNA, 3932 nt
Organism: Carassius auratus (goldfish)
Lineage: Eukaryota; Metazoa; Chordata; Actinopteri; Cypriniformes; Cyprinidae
Product: semaphorin-4G-like
Exons: 15
Coding region: 298-2955 (885 amino acids)
Biological process (GO): negative chemotaxis; positive regulation of cell migration; neural crest cell migration
Cellular component (GO): plasma membrane
Molecular function (GO): chemorepellent activity; semaphorin receptor binding
Source: RefSeq, a predicted model, not a curated record
ACUGAAGCAAAGGCAUCAUUAGCAGCACAACAAGGAAUCCAGUGGAAACACAGGAUGACUGAUGCUUACUUGUUCUGAAACAGUCAGGAAGGAAGAGACUCACUCAUUUUUUCUUGCCAAUGCAGCGGGAAACCUUUGACAGAGCAAGGAUGAGUUAGCAACCCAUGACUGCACUGCUGGAAGCGGGAGCUUGUUCUAGUGAAUCAGCAUCAAUUACACAACAACAUUAUCUUCAGCAAAGUACUGCUGGAGGAACCUGCCUGGAUCUCAGCAGAACCUCAGUACAUCCUGUUGAUCAUGCGGCAGACCAAACAGCUCGGCUUCAUGCUGACUGUGCUUGGAUACCUAAUACCAGUCAUUUGGGGUUUUCCAUUUGGACCGGUUCUUGAUGUGGAUGUCACCCCCAGGACAACUGUACAUGUUAAAGGGCUGCUGGGUUGUAAUCAUUUCCGUGGAGCUGCAGUGAACUACAGUUCUCUGUUACUGGAGGACGGACCAGGGUUGUUGUAUGUUGGGGCCAGAGAGGCCAUUUACAAACUGGACACCUCUAACAUCUCUGACACCAGUAUCUCUGUUUCUCUUGAAUGGGCAGCAUCUGCAGAACAGAAGAGGCAGUGCCUGAGCAAAGGAAAGAACAAUCAGACUGAAUGCUACAAUCAUGUCCGUUUCCUGGACAGAUACAAUGACACUCACCUGUACACCUGCGGGACGCAUGCCUUCAGACCACGCUGUGCUUACAUAGAUGUGGCACGCUUUACCUUUGUGCGUUUUGAGGAGGGAAAGGAGAAAUGUCCUUAUGACCCUACAAAGGGCUACACUGGUUUCAUAACAGAUGGUGAGAUGUACUCUGCCUCCCAAUAUGAGUUUCGUAACAUCCCUGAUAUACGACGCAACUUUCCCUUCCCCAACUUGCGGACAGACGAUUCCCCAACAAGUUGGCUGCUGGAGUCAGAUUUUGUCGGCUCAGCGUUACUCCGAGAGAGCACCAACAGCUCAAUCGGGGAUGAUGAUAAACUCUACUUCUUCUUCACGGAGAGGAACAUAGAACCGACAGCUUACUCCAGCCAGACCAAAGUGGCCAGGGUGGCCCGUGUGUGUAAGGGGGACAUUGGAGGGCAGAGGUCUCUUCAGAGGAAGUGGACGUCCUUUCUCAAGGCCAGACUGGUGUGCGCCAUUCCUGAUUAUGAGCUUUAUUUCAACGUGCUCCGCAGCGUUUUUGUCGUCGAGGGAAGCAGCGUACACGACAGUGUCUUGUAUGGUGUUUUUGGACUCGAGUGGAGAAAUGUUAAGAUGUCUGCAGUGUGUCACUAUUCACUCAAAGAUGUCCAGACAGCUUUUGACGGGCCGUACAUGGAACUACAGGACACCAAAUGGAGGGAAUACACUGGGAAAGUUCCAGAACCGAGGCCUGGCUCGUGUAUAACCGAUCAGCAUCGGGCCCUGCUCAUAAAUUCCUCCCGGGAUCUUCCUGACAACGUACUGAAUUUCACUCAGAGACAUGCUUUAAUGUCCAGACAGAUCCAGCCUGUGGGAGGACGUCCCGUGUUGCUCCAUAGGGGGGCAGACUACACUAAGAUCGCUGUAAAACAGGUUGUGGGCUUGGAUGGACGUGUCUAUGACAUGCUCUUCAUUGGAACAGAUGAGGGCUGGUUACACAGGGCUGUGAAGAUCAGAGACCGUGUUCACAUCAUCGAGGAGCUUCAGCUUUUUGAGGAGAAACAACCAAUAAAUAACAUGGUGAUAUCACAAAAACAGAAGAGCAUCUAUGUGAGCGCCGCCUCUGGAGUGGUGCAGGUACCCCUGUCAUCCUGUGAGCGCUACACCUCCUGUCAUGACUGUGUGUUUGCACGAGAUCCAUUCUGUGGCUGGGAUGGUAGAGCGUGUGCUGAAAUAGCGGCUUAUGCUAACAGGUCCGGUCUCAUCCAGGACGUCCAGAUGGGAAGCAGAGGCUGUACUAACAUUACAAGUGAUGGUUUCGUCAUGCACCGGACUCGUGCAGUGAUGGCAGGAGAUGAUGUUCUGUUACAGUGUGAGAUCCGUUCUAACCUGGCCACCCCUCGCUGGACGCUGAACGGUCGGGAGCUGCUAGGUUACGGCGUAGACUUCGGCUACCGCACUGGCACUGACGGCCUCCUCAUCAUUGGCGCUCAAAACCAGCAAAGUGGACACUACCGCUGUUACGCAGUAGAGAACGGCGUCUGGAUUCCUGUUCGCAGCUAUAUGGUACAAGUCCAACCCGUUCUGCCCCCUGCAUCGCAUCUCUCAGGAAGCCCGACGGCUUUACCUGAAAACUUCUUUACCACCACAACUGCGCCAACUCUGAGUCCUUCCAGUGUUCCUGCGGAGCAGCUUCUGUCGCCUCCACCGGCUCUGUUGCCUUCGAGACCGGAGUUACAGACCUACAGACACAUGGAGGCCAUGUAUAUCUCUCUGGUGGCUGUUCUCGGCGGGCUUUGCCUGGUUCUUACAGUGGUCCUCCUGUAUGUUAGCUUCUGUGGUGCACACAACUCUCCCAGUUCCAGAAAGUACUCCCAGCAAGCACUGUCCAUAACCACAGCAACCGAAAGAAAAAGGAGCUCGCACUUUGAGCUCAAAACCAUCUCCAGCCACUGCAAUGGCAGAGCGGAGGGCCGUAGCAGAGCGUUGUCGAUGGACGGAGAGUUUCUGCAGAUGAUUCCAGCGGACAUCCAGACCACACCUAGUAAGGAACCUCCGCCCGCGCCACCACUUCCUAUGCCGCCGCCCCUGCCCGAAUCAGAGUACGCCAACGGACUGUCAGCCACGCUGCCUAGCGUGCUGAGAAAGAUGAACGGGAAUAGCUACGUACUCCUGGGGCAGACGGACUCGGAAAUGACGUCUCCGCUUUACCACUCUUUCACCGAGGAGCUCAACAGGAUUCUAGAAAAGAGGAAACACACACAGUUGGACAUCCAACCAGAUGAGAGCUCAGUGUAGCAUGAUCUCGCACAACUGCUAUAUCGCCCCCUUGUGGUGUGGAGGCUUACAUUUUGUACAAGAGCCAAGAGAACUGUGUGUUGUGAAGUUCUUUGUGAUCUCGAUGUUCAACUUAAACUUGUUUGGUUUGGCGCCAUUGAGAAUCGUCUUGUGAAAAUAUAUUUGUGAACAUAUUGGUCGACUUUAUGUCAGAUGUAGCUAAAGACACCUAGACUGUGGACCUCGGAGUGUAUAAAUCACAAGAUGGAUUCAAUUGAGAACGUCCGAGACUGAAUUUGGUUAUGUUGUUUUGUUUUAAAGGAGAAGUAAGAGACUUGAGAACACUGUCCAAAGACUUUCUCAGCAAAGCAAUGCAUAUUUGUACAUAAUUAAUGUGGAAUUAUUGUGCAAAUGCAGACGUUUACAGAUUUUUUUGUUUUUGCCUAAUUGCACCUGAUGUAAAUAACAAUCAUUUUAUUAUCAAAGUAUAAUAAGUCGGAACUGCUUUGCUCGAUUAAUAAUCAUUCAGAAAGAGUUUGGUUUUCAAGCCUUUUGGCAACAUUUCAUGAGUGUUCUUGAGCAUUGGACUUUUUAACAACGCAAUUUCACACUAGAUUGCAGUCAGAUUGUAGGAGCAGUGAGUGUUAGCACAUGAAUCGUUGACAUCUACAGAUACAGAGGCGGUCAUUUUCAGAGCCACUCGGCUGUAGAAUUCAACGCCUCCUUCAGGGAUGAGUUGGGUUUCUCUUUGGCAGUGCGUCAGAAAGAGUGAAUAGAUCUCAAAAAUGGAAGAAACGCUCUCUCUGAUACACAAUUUCCCUGUCAAAUGCUGUCCAGCUUUGACAGAAUAUCCUUUUUAUAUUUAAAUGAAGGAAGAGAUGCUCACAAAGGGAAGUAAAAUCCCAAAAACUUUAGAAGUUUGUUGAGUUUGCAUUUAGUUAUUUUGAAUGCAUGACAACAGGUGACCAUUUCAAACUCCAGAAAUAAAUGUAUUUAUA